Pestalotiopsis fici W106-1 is the source of this 1254-nucleotide messenger RNA. RefSeq lists its product as uncharacterized. NCBI's taxonomy places the organism in Eukaryota, Fungi, Ascomycota, Sordariomycetes, Amphisphaeriales, Sporocadaceae. The transcript has a single exon. The record is from RefSeq and is a predicted model, not a curated record. The coding region runs from base 1 to 1254 and encodes 417 amino acids.
AUGGCAGAAGUACCAGUCGUCCAGAUCCUGCAAAAGGAUAACUAUGCCAACCAGCACAUCGUCUCAUUGCCGGAUGAAGUGCCUUACCCGCCGCUCACCAACCCAUCCUCAUUACGGAUCCGCACCAAGGUCUUGAGUCUGACUGUCAACAACCUCACUUACGCCAAGCUUGGCUUUCUGCUCAAAUGGUGGGACUUUCACCCAUUGCCGCCCAGCACGCCCUCGGCACUUAGUGACCCGGCCAAGUACGGUCGAACCAACUGCUGGGGUUAUGCAGAGGUGCUGGAAUCCACGGUCACCAGCGUGUCCAAGGGCUCUUAUUUGUUCGGAUACCUACCGCUCGGAAACCUGGCCCAGGACGUGACCGUCAAGGAGGGCGAGGUGUCAGGUCAGGUCUUGAUCACCAACGACUACCGCCAAGGGAUCAUGCCCAUCUACAACCGUUACCUUGUUUUCCCGGCGAGCCUCAGGGAGCAGAUUGAUGCCAAGGCCGACACCGUGGCCAUGGACGCCGCGGUUCGGAUUAUGUAUGAGACCUCGUAUCUACUUAACCACUUUGCUUUCGCCGAGAAGUCCGACGACAUCCUGCACCCGGCAUCAGACACCAGCCGGCCGUGGGGUACGGGCGAGGCGGACCUGGCUGGAGCCACCGUCAUCCUGUUUGCGCCCGGAUCCAAGGUGGCGGCAGCAUUUGCAUUUGAGCUCCGGCACGCGCGGAAGCAGGCCAAGGCCAAACGGAUUAUUGGCGCCGCCAGCGAGUAUUCCAAGAGCUUUGUCGAGGGCACGGGUCUCUACGAUGAAGUCGUCAGCACGAGUUCCUCGCCCACGGAGCUGCUGGCGAAAUGGCAAGUGGGUCCAGAGGAUCGGGUGGUGAUUGUCGACUUUGGCGGCCGCGCGGGCGUGGCGCCGAAAUGGGCCGCCGAGAUUCAAAAGACCAACAGCCGCUUCACCAUUCUCAGCGUCGGCCCGUCCAUAAGCGCCAGUUCGCCUCAGGAUGUCCUUCAGUCAAUGGGAUCGGCGACGGGCGGCGCCAUCAUCUCGUCGGCCAAUGACAUGCGGUCGCGGGCCAUAGAAAAGCUCGGUGAGCAGGAAUACUGGAAGGGCCUGAACUCUGCCUGGGAGGGUUUUCGGAACCAAGGCAUCAAGGGCUUAAAGUUCAAAUGGGGCCACGGCAUGGAUGAUGUCAAGAAGGGAUGGGAUGCCCUUUGCACCGGAAGCGUUGUACCAGAGGAAGGCUUGGUAUUUCUACUAUAG